This is a messenger RNA of Capronia coronata CBS 617.96, 1857 nucleotides long. Its product is annotated as glutamate decarboxylase. The transcript has a single exon. Gene Ontology annotation, cellular component: cytoplasm. Gene Ontology annotation, biological process: carboxylic acid metabolic process. Gene Ontology annotation, molecular function: pyridoxal phosphate binding; carboxy-lyase activity. Bases 1 to 1857 code for a protein of 618 amino acids. Lineage: Eukaryota; Fungi; Ascomycota; Eurotiomycetes; Chaetothyriales; Herpotrichiellaceae. The record is from RefSeq and is a predicted model, not a curated record.
AUGACAAACCAGAAAACAUCGAUACAUCAACUCGGCGGUAAGGUGUCCAACAACCUGACCUCCAACGGCUCUCAGACAUACGGGCACGGUCCCACACAUGUCAACGGCAGCCAGCGAACCGAUGGCCUUAUUGACACCACAUCGCGGGCGCAGGAGCUGAAGACGCUCCUCUCAGCGGUCAUCGACCGACUCAUCCCCUUCAUCGAGUCCGCCGACGCCGAAGUCCAAGCACACCAGAACCACCAAGAACUCAGCAAAUCCUCGCUCGUGGAGGCUCACGCUCCAUCCGACCUGCACGCCAUCCUCACAGCGAACGGCACACUAUCAAUACCCAACCAAGGAACCGGCCAGGAUGGGCUUCUGGACACGCUGGCCUCGGUAUUGAAGUACAGCGUGAACACAUCCUGCCCUGGGUUCCUGGACAAGCUGUACGCGGCGCCGCUCCCACCCGGCAUCGCCGCCGACCUGGUCCUCAGCGUGCUCAACACCAAUCUACACGUCUACCAAGUCUCCCCGGUCCUCUCGCUGAUUGAGACACACGUCGCGCGCGCUCUGACGGGCAUGUUCGGCUUCACGGGGCCCCGCGCCGGCGGGAUCAACGUGCAGGGCGGCAGCGCGAGCAAUCUGACGAGCAUCGUGAUCGCGCGCAACACGCUAUUCCCGGACACGAAGCGGCUAGGCAACAACGCCGGCGGCCGCUCGUUGGUUCUGUUCACCUCGGAGCAUGGACACUAUAGUAUCGAAAAGGCCGCGCAGCAGUGCGGAUUCGGUAGUGCCAGUGUGGUGUCUGUGCCGGUUGAUCCGGUCACGGGGGAGAUGGAUCCUACUGCGCUCGAGACGUUGAUUAUCCGCGAAAAGAGGCAUGGCAAGACUCCCUUCUAUGUCAACGCCACUGCGGGGACUACUGUGUUGGGCUCGUUCGAUCCGUUCGCUGCCAUUGCCGAGGUUGUGAGGAAAUACGGGCUGUGGCUGCACAUCGAUGGGGCGUGGGGCGGCAGUUUUGUCUUCAGCGAGGUCCUGCGUCAAAGAUCCUUGCGAGAGUGCAAUUUGGCGGACAGUAUCGCCAUCAAUCCGCACAAGAUGCUCGGAGUGCCGGUGACGUGCAGUUUCCUGCUCCUCAAAGAUCUGCGACAUGCUCAUCGAGCAAAUACACUAAGAGCAGGAUAUCUGUUCCACGAUAAGGAAAACGAACAAGACGAAGCAGAGAAUGACCCUAAUGACAACGACAGUGUCGAUGUCGAGGACGGACAAGUAAAUGGCCACGCAAAAACCAAUGGACACAUCGAUGGGGAGGAAGGGGAAGAAGAUGAGGAAUGGACUCCUCCUGACGACCUAGCAGAUCUCACACUGCAGUGUGGCCGGCGCGGAGACAGCCUCAAAUUUUUCUUCGCAUGGCAAUACUACGGCACGUCCGGCUACCGCGCGAAAAUCGAGAACGCAUACUCGGUGGCGUGCCACUUUGCGGAUCUGGUCGACCGACAUCCAGACCUGGUCCUCGUCAGCACGAACCCGCCACCCUGUCUGCAGGUGUGCUUCUAUUUUGCGCCGGGCGGGAGAAUGGUAUACAACGUUGACGAUGAAGUGCGUGGAGGGAAACAGAAAGAGACUCAGCCAGACAUAAAAACGAAGCUGAGAACAGGAAAACGCAAUUCAUCCCUCACAAGUCGGAUCAGCCAGUCGUUGAUCCCGCGAGGUUUUCUCGUCGACUUCGCACCGGCCUUGAGCCAUGAAGUUGAGAAGGGCUCUUUUUUCCGUGCCGUUGUCAACAUCUCCACCACCAAAGCGACUGUUGAAAGACUUGUCGAUGAGGUUGGCGCGGCUGGACGAGCUUUUUUGCAAAACCAGAAAAAAGUAUAG